Capsella rubella is the source of this 2016-nucleotide messenger RNA. RefSeq names its product cysteine-rich receptor-like protein kinase 11. Gene Ontology annotation, biological process: protein phosphorylation. Gene Ontology annotation, molecular function: ATP binding; protein kinase activity. The transcript is spliced from 6 exons. The coding region runs from base 242 to 1924 and encodes 560 amino acids. NCBI's taxonomy places the organism in Eukaryota, Viridiplantae, Streptophyta, Magnoliopsida, Brassicales, Brassicaceae. The record is from RefSeq and is a predicted model, not a curated record.
CAAUACUAAUUUCUUCUUCUUGCUCUCGCUCAUCCUCUGUUUUUGCUUUACAACAGGUGUUGUGUUUGUGUCUGCUCAAACACAACAGUACUUGGAGGACGGAUCUUUCACACCAAACAGCACUUUCAACAAGAACCGUAUCUCUCUCCUCUCUUCUCUUCCUUCUAACGUCACUGCUCGAAAAACCUUCUUCUAUAAUGCUUCUCUUGGCCAAGAUUCGAACAGAGUUUAUGCUCUAGCUAUGUGUAUUCCUGACUCCAAAACAGAGGAUUGCUCAAAUUGCGUCGAGACCACUUCGGAUGGACUUAUCAAAAACUGUCCUAACAACACCCAAGCUUUUCAUUGGUCAAGUGGUGAAAAGACUCUCUGUUUCGUACGUUACUCGAGCCGUUCUUUCUUUGGCUCAGCCGAUAUGGACCCGCGUCAGAUUAUUCCCAACGUCACGGAUGUCAAAUCGAACUUGAACGAGUUUGAUAGAGUUUGGCAAGAUUUUAUGCUUCGUGUGGUGAACUUAGCUUCUUCUAGCUACUAUGAAGCUCAGAUUAGUCCCUUGGGAUCUGAAUAUAGGAUGAUGAUCUACACGAUUAUGCAGUGUAGUUCUGGUAUAACGAGUGCUGAUUGCAACACCUGUUUACGAAACAACGUUGGCGAUUAUCAAAACUGUUGUCGUGGGAAACAAGGUGGUCUUGUUACUCGUCCAAAUUGCUUUUUCCGGUGGGAAUUUUAUCCUUUCUAUGAAGCUUUUCAUAACAUUUCAUCCCCCGCCAAGAAAGAUUCUCCAAUGGUGAAAAUUUUGGUUCCAAUUCUCGUCGUCGUUUCACUAUCCGUCCUUGGAUUUGUUCUUUACCGGAGGUGGAAGAAGAAGAAGGACGUAUCUAGAGAGACUUACCAUGAUAUAGGCUUUACUGAAGUUGAUGCUAUGUCUUCACUGAAGUUCGAAUUCCGUACCGUUCAAGCUGCAACAAAUGACUUCUCGGAGGACAGUAAACUCGGGGAAGGUGGAUUUGGUCCAGUGUACAAGGGAAAGCUUCAAAACGGUCAAGAAAUAGCGGUAAAAAGAUUAGCCAUACGUUCAGGACAAGGAGAUGAAGAAUUCAAGAAUGAGGUUUUGCUAUUAUCUAAACUCCAACACAGAAAUCUAGUUAAGCUUCUAGGAUUUUGCUUACAAGGCGAAGAGAGGCUUCUCAUUUACGAGUUUGUUCCCAAUUCAAGCCUUGAUCAUUUCAUAUUUGAGGUUGCUAAAUCGAAACCAGUAGACUCUCAAUCUUUAAGGACUAACUGGAGCACACGGUACUACAUUAUCGUCAACAUUGCUCGAGGGAUUCUCUAUCUUCAUGAAGAUUCUCGUCUCAAGAUCAUUCACCGUGACUUGAAACCUAGUAACAUUUUGUUGGAUUAUCAGAUGAACCCUAAGAUUUCAGAUUUUGGGAUGGCGAGACUGUUUGAUUCGGAUAAUCCGACACAAGGCCUAACAACAAGCAGAGUCAUGGGAACUUACGGGUAUAUGGCGCCGGAAUACAUAGCUCAAGGACGAUUUUCAGUUAAAACCGAUGUUUACAGUUUCGGGAUAAUGGUUCUUGAGAUCAUAUGUGGCCGGAAGAACAAUAGCUUUCAACCAAGCGGUGUACCUUUUCAUGCCUGGAUGAAUUGGCGUGCGGAUCGAGCACUGGACAUUGUCGAUUCAGUGAUCACAAAGAAUGUUUCGAGAAACGAGAUAAUGAAAUGCAUCAACAUUGGACUUUUAUGUGUUCAAGAGAGUGUGACAAAAAGACCAAACAUGAACUCAGUUGUUCAUUGGCUCAAUAGUAACUCACUGACUCUUCCGGUUCCAUCAACCCCUGCGUUUGUUGUCCACGACGAGUCAAGUGAGGCUUCUCGAGUUUCACAGGUCACGGUUUCAAUCACUGAUCCUGAGCCACGGUGAAGAUUUGUUAUUCUACGCUUUCAUAAACUCUGCUUUUGUAGAUUUUUGUUAUGAACUUAUGAGCCUCGUAGAUAAAUAAGAAAGCCAAAGCA